This is a messenger RNA of Vigna radiata var. radiata (mung bean), 1371 nucleotides long. RefSeq names its product zinc finger protein HD1. Gene Ontology annotation, cellular component: nucleus. Gene Ontology annotation, molecular function: protein binding. Gene Ontology annotation, biological process: regulation of flower development. Bases 191 to 1171 code for a protein of 326 amino acids. The transcript is spliced from 4 exons. The record is from RefSeq and is a predicted model, not a curated record. NCBI's taxonomy places the organism in Eukaryota, Viridiplantae, Streptophyta, Magnoliopsida, Fabales, Fabaceae.
UUGCUCAGGGCCUUCAAUUUCAUAUUUCAAAGCUACAGGUGCACACUCAAAAGCAAAUACAUAGACAAAACAGCAAAAGAAGAAGAAGAAACUAAAUUCGUUAUUACUGUUGUUUAAGUUGUUUCGCUAAGCAUUUUCUCUGUUUCUGGAGUUGAUUCAUAGGUUCAAUUCUUCCACAAAUUUCGCUCCUAUGUCUUCUGAUCUCUACUCUUACGACACCAGUUUCCACACACAUUCAAACUCAGACUUUCUCUCCUCUGAUGGAGUUGGAGACCUUCCUUUUCUCUCUGACUCUUUUCCUUUCUUCCCCAAUUCUCCCUCUAACGUAGCUCAGGACAAUUCCAAUUCUCUCCCUUCUCUCGACCCUUUUUCCCCAUCUUUUUUCUCUUUCUCCCCUCCAAGUUCCCACUUGGAAAGUCUCAGCCUUUACCAUGCCAACCGCGUGCAGCCGCUGUCAAAUGGCCAAAACUUGGCCAACGAGUUUGGAACUUUCUCAGCUUUUGAUGGCUCUGAAGUGAAGACUGAGGAAGCCCAAUUGGGUGUUGACUGUGUCUACGCUCAACAACUCCUUCCUCACAGUUACAGUGGUGCUGAAAAUUUUUCCAGGUACAUGCACAGAAGCUUCAGCAGCAACUCCUUUGAAGCAAAACCAGGUUUUCUGUCACAACCUUACACUGAUACUCUUGUGGACUCUCCCAAAUUUCAAAGGCAUGACUUGAGUUCCCCUGAAGACACUCUCUUCACCGGACAAAUGAGAAGGGUUUGUAGCACCGGAGAUUUGCAGAACAUGAAGGAAAAUCGCAUGUCUCCAACGGAGGCACCGUUGUUGGAGGAAUCGAACUUCAAAGUAGGGCGUUACAGUGCGGAAGAGAGAAAAGAAAGAAUCUCGAAAUACAGAGCCAAGAGAACCCAGAGGAAUUUCAACAAGACAAUUAAGUAUGCAUGCCGAAAGACACUAGCAGAUAAUCGACCACGCAUACGUGGCAGAUUCGCCCGCAACGACGAAGCCAUCGACAAUCCCAAGGCUUCAUGUUCAACACGAGACGAAGAAGAUGUUGAUUUCUGGAUUGAAGAAUUACGAUUGCAUGAAGAACAAGACGAUGUAACAGUGGGAGCAGAGCAAUAUUUGAGAAGGUAUGGAGCAACUCAGUUUCAGUAUGGUGGCUUUUGAGAUAUAGAAGAGUGAAGAGGCAUAUUUUUAUGGAAGAGCCUUUAGGAAAGUUCAGGCUUGUUGUAAUAUUAUUAAUUGAAGAUGACUUUUUUUCUUCUUCUUUUUUUUAUAUUUAAUUAAAUAAAAUUUAUGAAUAAGUCAGUGUUCAUGGAAUCUAAGAUGUUCCAUAGGACAAAAAUGAAAUUGGGUUGUUGGACAAG